Molecule: messenger RNA, 573 nt
Organism: Geodia barretti
Lineage: Eukaryota; Metazoa; Porifera; Demospongiae; Tetractinellida; Geodiidae
Source: the annotation of a GenBank genome assembly
AUGUCACGUAUUGGACUAAAACCGAUUCCAUUACCCGACAAAGUACAGGUCGCUUUAAAUGAAAGCGAUGUACAGGUUGAGGGACCCAAAGGUAGUCUCAAUUGGAAACUUCCAGAUGGAAUCGACGCGACGCUUGAGGAAAACGUCCUAACCGUCCAAAGAAUCAGUGAACUCAAACAGCACAAAGCCUUGCAUGGAUUGGCGCGCAGCCUCAUCGCCAACAUGGUUACCGGGGUUUCAGAGGGUUUUGAGAAAAAACUGCGUGUGGUGGGGACCGGCUACCGUGCCGAAGUCAAUUGUGAGAACAAUUUGGUUCUUAAUGUCGGCUAUUCACACUCCGUCACUUACACGCCACCUGAGGGUAUCACGCUUAGUGUUGAAGCCUCUGAAACAAUAGAUGGGCAAGCACACACGCCUAUUGUUGUCAGUGGUAUUGAUAAACAACUCGUUGGACAGGUAGCAGCUACUAUUCGUCAGAUCCGGAAACCAGAUACUUAUAAACCUUGUAAAGGUAUCCGCUACGAUGGCGAGCGCGUCCGAGAUAAAGAAGGGAAAGCUGCUGCUGCCGCCUAA